Baudoinia panamericana UAMH 10762 is the source of this 195-nucleotide messenger RNA. RefSeq lists its product as uncharacterized. NCBI's taxonomy places the organism in Eukaryota, Fungi, Ascomycota, Dothideomycetes, Mycosphaerellales, Teratosphaeriaceae. The record is from RefSeq and is a predicted model, not a curated record. The coding region runs from base 1 to 195 and encodes 64 amino acids. The transcript has a single exon.
AUGUACGUCUCGUCAACAGGUGAUAACCACGUUCCAAUACUGGCAGAACGCGGUGAUUGCGUCAAGAGUAGGGUAUGUUCGACUAGUACAUGCUAUGAUAGCAAGGUGACAUACGAAAGGCAGAAACCUAUUCGAGCGGACGGGAAAGUACACAACGAUAUAAGCCCGACGACAGAUGUGCGCUCUGCCUUCUAA